UCCGACCUGGACUCAAACCUUGGGAUUGCCGCCGCCAUGCAUACCGCCCCCCCGCCGGUAGAUUCCCUUCCGCCGCGCAGGACGCCGCGCAGUUGGCGGAGCGGACGGGUACUCCGUGGAUCCUUUUGCGGAUCCUUUGGCGCAGCCGCAUAUGGCGGAGAGAGAGGCGGAGCCCUCUGCGGACAGGGACUCCGCGGGUGCUGCUUUCCCCCCCGCCGCUGCUGCCCCCGACAUCCAACACCCGCUUCACCGCUGCACCCGCUGCAGCCUCAGGCAGCCGCGCACGGCGGCCCGCCGCAACCCUCCGCGCAGGCGCCUCUUCCGCUCCCGCACGACGCGUUAGCCGCCGCGCAGGGGCGGGGCGCGCGGGAGCGGGAGGCGGCAGAGGCGGAAGGCGCGGCGCUCGUGGGCAUGGUGGAAAUGCUGUUUCGCUGCAACUUCCUCGCUAUUGUUGGUGGCGGGCCCAACCCCUGCUACCCGCCCAACAAGGUG
Closterium sp. NIES-67 is the source of this 492-nucleotide messenger RNA. The record is from the annotation of a GenBank genome assembly. Lineage: Eukaryota; Viridiplantae; Streptophyta; Zygnematophyceae; Desmidiales; Closteriaceae.